CUCGAGAAACUGGGGGACCCGAUGCUGACCCGGAGCAGCUGGCCGCCAUCCUCAACAGGAAGGCGAUCAACGACGUCACCAGAUUCUGGCCUGAUGUCAACGGCUUCCCUCACAUUCCUAUACCUUUGAGGAUGACCUGGUUGACAAAGCAGCCGUCCGGAGCGCCAUUCAGCACUGGAUCGACAACACCUGCCUCACCUUCACCGAGGUCUCGAACACCAGCACUGGAGAACGCAUUAAGUUCAUCCGCCACGCUUCCUCCUGUAAACUCUUACGUGGGAAUGGUCAGCGGCAGCGGAGGACAGAUCAUCAACGUGCCUGUGUGGUGUGAGCAGUCGUUUGGCAGUCUGGUUCACGAGGUCGGACACGCCUUGGGCUGCUGGCAUGAGCAAUCGAGGUCAGACCGAGAUGAACACAUCCUAAUUCUCACACAAAACAUCAUAUCAUCGGCUGUUUAUAACUUUAACCUUAUGACGACCAACAAUUAUGGUGUGCCGUAUGACUAUCCUCAAUUAUGCAUUCGAUGCGCAG
Messenger RNA from Penaeus monodon (black tiger shrimp), 531 nucleotides. Its product is annotated as embryonic protein UVS.2-like. The transcript has 3 exons. The record is from RefSeq and is a predicted model, not a curated record. Gene Ontology annotation, biological process: proteolysis. Gene Ontology annotation, molecular function: zinc ion binding; metalloendopeptidase activity. The annotation marks the transcript as partial. Lineage: Eukaryota; Metazoa; Arthropoda; Malacostraca; Decapoda; Penaeidae.